Paramecium tetraurelia is the source of this 513-nucleotide messenger RNA. RefSeq lists its product as uncharacterized. The transcript has a single exon. Lineage: Eukaryota; Ciliophora; Oligohymenophorea; Peniculida; Parameciidae. The record is from RefSeq and is a predicted model, not a curated record.
AUGAAAAAUUUUGAAGAAGACAGAAAAAAUAUGAAAAACCCUGAUGCGGCUAUUAAUUUGAGUCCUAACAAAAGUGAAAUAAUGAUUCACCAAAAUCGAAUAACCAAAACCAUUAAGCAUUUUCUUGAAUAAACAUUUUUAUCUUAAUCUAUUUGCUUGAACCCCUCAAAAAAAAAAUAAUUCAUGAAUUACGAUGUAUAUCAAGAUAUAAUGAGUCACAUAGCCAAUUUCAUAAACUAAUAAGAUAUGAAUUUAAUAAUGAGCUUAUAAAAUAUAAAUGAACAACAAUAAAGUAGAGUACCAACUUAUAUACUCAAACACUCAAUUGUAAUUGAAAAUAAUGAAAAAUAAUAAAACAGAAUAUUGGAAUAGAUUGAAGAUGUAUUAAUAAAUAUUGGCGAAAGAAUUGAGUCGAUAUGUAUAAGUACAUAUAUUGAUGGUGAUCAUGAUUUAGACGGCCAGCUUUAAGCUGUACUUAACUAAUAUCAGGGGAUAUUGAAUGAUAUCGAAUGA